Molecule: messenger RNA, 977 nt
Organism: Drosophila hydei
Lineage: Eukaryota; Metazoa; Arthropoda; Insecta; Diptera; Drosophilidae
Product: sulfated surface glycoprotein 185
Exons: 2
Coding region: 285-917 (210 amino acids)
Source: RefSeq, a predicted model, not a curated record
AAAUAUUCAGUUUAGGCUGAAGCUCUUUCGGUGCACGCUUAUCAGUUGAGUCUGUUGCAACAUUUGGUGUUUCGCGACGAUCUUGAAGUGCUGCACGCUUGGCUGAUGCAAUUGUUACGGAUUACCUGAGCAACGGCUGCCCAAAGAGUUAAUUACAGGCCUCAUUAGGCGGCGUCUCAUGGGCGAUGCAGCUUACAGCAACUUACACUACAUUUCAUUGAAGCUGAGCUGGCAGCUGUUGGGCACAGUUCAUUCCCAGACGUCAGCGCGCUUAGUUGUUACAAAUGUCCAAGCGGAUUCUGCUGAUGCUCCUGUUUCUGGUUGCCUGUUUGGCGGACAUGCAGCAGGAUGAGAGCGAGGAUUAUCAGGCGCAGCCAGAACAUUUAGAUGGACGCUCGUUCUUCUUCCUGGGCACCUUAUUUCGACGCUGGCGCGAUCGUUGGUUGGCCUUCCACACUCCUGCUCCACUCUAUGCUGGCGCUGCUUUCCCUCUCAAUGGCUAUUUCAACUGUCCUUCGUACGGCUGCAAUCCUGCUGCCAUUGGCCCACAGCCAGGUGGCUUCUAUCCCGCCUACUAUGCCCCGCCGAUUCCGCAGCAGCCGCAACAGCAGCAGCAGCACCAGCAGGCGCAGGGCAAUAGUAAUGUGUACAUAUAUCAGACUGAUCAGAAUCAAGCUAGCUCUGCGUCCAAUCCGCCCUUUGGACCUGGUUUCUUUGGGCCAGCUCGGCAGCCCACACCACUGGCACCGCCGCCGCCUCGACCGCUGCCUUUGCCGCCACCACCACAGCUGCCACAGCUGCCACCGGCCUUGCCUCCGCCUCAAGCAAGCGCCAGCAGCUUUGGAUUUGGACCUGGACCUGGAACCGUUCCGGCGCCAGCCUGUGGACCCAACUCGUUGCCCUGUGCUUUCGGCUAAGCAGCCUCGCCUAAGUAAACAACGCAGACAAAGUAAAAGAAAACAAUACAAUUUUAAUUG